Puntigrus tetrazona (Sumatra barb) is the source of this 12663-nucleotide messenger RNA. RefSeq names its product trinucleotide repeat containing adaptor 6C2 (gene tnrc6c2). The transcript has 22 exons. Lineage: Eukaryota; Metazoa; Chordata; Actinopteri; Cypriniformes; Cyprinidae. Gene Ontology annotation, molecular function: RNA binding; protein binding. The coding region runs from base 739 to 6063 and encodes 1774 amino acids. The record is from RefSeq and is a predicted model, not a curated record. Gene Ontology annotation, cellular component: P-body; nucleoplasm. Gene Ontology annotation, biological process: miRNA-mediated post-transcriptional gene silencing; positive regulation of nuclear-transcribed mRNA poly(A) tail shortening.
CUGUGUUGAUACCGAACAAAAUGGCUGCAGAGGCUUGAUCCUGACCCGAUACUCUCAGCGCUUUCUCCGGACACUCCGCACUUAUCUUUGGAUAUUUCCACUGUCGUUUGAAAAACAUCUUUGGAUUUCUCCAAACAACUACAGCCAGACUGCUCGCCUCAUCGCUCGCUAUCUUUAUUUUUGCACUUUAAUGAAGCAGCUCGCAUCGUAUAAUCUCAUGUCAGUCUACCAGACAGUAGCAGCUUCAAACUGCCCUCUUCUUCGUUUUGCACCGUAGAUGAGAUGCUAUUUCUGAUGACCAAUUUAUGCCACUGUACUUGACAAACUGCCUCGCCGUUUUAAUGUAUUUUUCUUGUCUUUUCGAGGGUGUUUUGUAGCGUAUAUGUCAUGGAAAUGUAAUCUGCUGUUUUUUCCAGCAUGCAUGCAUCUAUAAUCUCCAUUAGAGCCCAAAGCUCUAAGUCUGCAUAGAAAUUUUCACAACAGUCCUUUUCCCUUUGCAUACAGAAUUUUGCGUUUAUUUUCGUUCCGCUGCCUUUUUUGGGACUCUUUCGGAAGUUCAGCUGCUCAUUCAGUACAGUGUUACUUGGGACGGUCUGUUUUUACGGGUACCUUUUUCGGAAAAAAAGGCCUUUUGUACCGCUGUACAACAUGCAACACUUUUUUACAGAAAGCUGCCAAAGCUCGACUUGUGAACAAAAAGCUGUGAGAAGUUGAACAUCACAAGGAGAGAACCAUUUGAUGGAAGAAAAGAAAAAGAAAAAGCAAGAAGAAGAGACAAAGAAGGAUACUGCUCAGAAAACGGAUACUGAACAGAAAACCAAAGUGCCAGACUCUGAUAAACCCAAUCCCAGCAUCCCAUCAAGCCCCAUUCUGACCCUGAACCUGCCUGUACCUUCUGCUGCUACCACCAGCAAUGGCAAGCGUAGCCCUUGUAAUUCCCUUCAACAGCAGUUACCUCCAUUACAGCAGCCUAGUCCCCGAUAUGUGCCCAGAGAGGUUCCUCCACGCUUCCGACAGCAGGAGCAGAGGCAGUUACUGAAGAGGGGUCAACCUUUACCUACAGGCGCUCUGAACCCGACCUCUGCUUGCACUCAGUCCGGGGUCAUCUCCCCUCCCGAGACGCCCACCAGCAAACGGCACACGGGACUUCCCCAUCAAAGUGGACUGGGAGCCCAGCAUGAGAAUUGUCUCUGGAGCAUCCCAGUCAGCAAAAGCAACGGCAGCAACCGGGAUAAAGUGAUUAUUAACUGUAACGACGGCAACACUUGGCCUUCCAAUAUUUACGGCAAGAGCCACCAGACACCAGAAUGCACCUUGAACGCUGAACUCACAUCAGAGGUCGUCAGCAACAGUAGCAGCACUAUUAUGGCUACAGGAGCUAGCCAGCAGGGUCAUUACCCAAUCAGCAAAGCCAGCAUUAAUCUCUCUUCUAGUAUUGUCUCUAGUCAAAGUGGCCCUACCAGGGGCUGGGUCUCAGAGGGAAAAAUUGACUUGUCCAUGGGCAGUAGAGGGCAGUCUAACUGGGGUGCCUCUAAUCUGAACCUAAAUCCCAGUGCCAACCCUGCUGCUUGGCCAGCACUUGGACAAGAGGGUCCUGGGGUAGGGUCAGGCCCUAGUAGCAUGGUUUGCUCAAAUCCACUUUCACUCAGUAUGUGUGGCCAAGGAGGAGUGGCACCACCUCAUGGCACCAAUGGAAAUGGUAGCAUUAGUUGUGUCAAUGGAAACCUUGUAGGGGAUUGUGCAUGGGGCAACCCGGAUGUCCCAGAACAGCAUCAGUCCCCCACAAAUGUAUCUUUCAACAUGAAACCUCCUAAACUUAAAACUGAUGGACCAAAUAACACUAAACCAGAGCCAAUGAGUCCAGUGAACAGCUGGAGAGGAAAUCUCAGUCAGUCACCUACUGAGCCUGCCAGUGAAGAUGGAACUGCCUUCUGGGGCAACACCGAUGCCAAAAAUGCAGAAUCAAAGGACUCAGGCUGGGAUUCUGCAGGUGUCUCCUCUUGGGGGCAGGGAGGAGCUAGCAGUGGUGGCAGCUGGGGUGAAUGGGGCAAACAACCAAGUACUGAAGCUACAGGUUGGGAUGUAAAUGAUGGACCUUCCCAGGAACAUAUGAAUUCUUGGGGCCCUGAUACUCCAGCAAGUGAGGGCAGUAGGGACAGUAGUGAGGGCCACCCAGGAAGAAGAGAGAGGUCCUCAAGUGAUGAUUUGACACCUUUGCUCCCAAGGCAGGACUUGGACCCACGUGUCCUCUGCAACACAGGCUGGGGACAGACUCCAGUUCGCCAACACACUGUUUGGGAAAUGGAAGAAAGUCCAGACAAAAAGAAUGGUGCAGGGAAUGAGGUCUGGGGGUCUUCUUCCAACACAUCUUCAGCUGGACCUGCACCACCUCCUCCUGGAUGUGCCAGUCCCAACCUCAGUGCACCUCCUAGAAUGGAGACAAGCAAGAGCGAGGGAUCUUGCAGAGUCAUACCAAAUGCAGGCUGGGGAGGAUCAGUCUCAGCCACUGCUCAGCCUAGCAGUGGAUGGGGGGAACCUCCUUCAAAUAAAAAGGUUCCCAAUGGAUCCCAAUGUGGCUGGGGUGAUCCUGUGGCUGAAGGUCCCAAUACCAAUGGCUGUAAUGGCCAGUCCUGGGCUGAGGAAAAGUCUCCUAGCUGGGAUGAUAGUACUUCUCAGAAGAAAACACAAGGUUGGGGUGAUGGAACCAAAACUUCCCCAGGCUGGGGAAGUAGUAGCAGUGGGAAUAGUGGAGAGUGGGGUGACUCUUCAGAAAUGCGGAAGAAUGGCUCUGGAAGUUCCACUUGGGAACCUGACAACAGAAACUGGAAAGAAACCCAGAGAGGGUGGGGUAAAGCAGCACCAGCACAGGGUGGUAGUUGGGGUGAUGCACAACAUUCCAAUAGUUCAGCCCAAAGUUGGGGUGGAAAACCUCAGGAAUCCACAUGUGGCAACGGUGGAACUGGAGGUAUAGGAUCAUGGGGUGGCCCAAAUUCUGUAAAACAGAGUAACUCUGGCUGGUCAUCAGGAGGGCGACAAGAGCUGGGAGAUGAGGCCACAGGCUGGGAAGAACCCUCUCCUUCUUCUAUUCGUCGCAAAAUGGAAAUUGAUGAUGGAACGUCCACCUGGGGUGACCCCAGUGCUUACAGCAGGAGUGUAAACAUGUGGGACAGGAACAACUCUCAAAAUCAUCCAGGAACCAGCAACAGUGGUAACAAUAACAGCCUCACUGGGCCGAACAACAAUAGCAAGCCUCACCAACACCACAGCCAAGGUCCCACUCAGAACCAUGUCAGUGGUAGCAACAACAAUGGCUCACCCAAUCAAGCUCAAUCUCCCCUCAACAGAAUGCCUGUAGUAAACCCAGGCUGGGGAGAGCUCCCUAAUGUACAGCCAAACUCAGAACCUUCUUCAUGGGGCGAGCCAGCCAAUUCGAACUCCUCUAUGGACAAUGGAACUUCAGCUUGGGGCCAGCCCUCUAGGGGAUGGGGUGAAGGUGGCCAUGAUUCCAGUGGACCUUAUGGCAGAGGAAAUGCACCUGCUGGACCAGGCUCCUGUCAGGAAGGUCCCAAAUCUAUGCAAGAUGGAUGGGGAUCAGGAGGGGAAGAAAUUGGCAUGAACACUGGCCAAUGGGAUGCUGAUGAUGGUGACAUGUGGAACAGUCCUACAUCCCAAGACUCCUCUUGUAACUCCUGGGGUCAAUCCAAGAAGGGCCCACAAAGAGGCAAGGUAUCCAACAAGCAUGAUGAUGUUUGGAUUAUGACCCGACUUAUCAAGCAGCUUACAGAUAUGGGUUUUCCGAAGGAUCCUGCAGAAGAGGCCCUAAAGAGCAACAAUAUGAAUCUGGAUCAGGCCAUGAGUGCUUUGCUGGAGAAGAAAACCGAACUGGACAAACGGGGGAUGGGCAUGCCAGACUACAGUAAUGGAAUGAAUAAACCCAUAGUGUGCCGACCCACAAACCUCUCCAAAGACUCCUCAAUGGAUCGUGCCCCCUUCCUGGACAAGGACGGUAGGCUGUCAGAUGAUUCUUCAACCUCACCGUUUAUGCCUUCUCCUGGGCUCAAGCUCCCACUGGCCAAUAGCAGCCUCCCUAGCCACGGAUUGGGUGGGGUGUCCUCUGGCCUGUCCAUGCAAAACUUGAACAACAGACAGGUGAAUAUGCAGAAUGGAAUGUUCGGCACUAACGGAGCAGCACAAACUCGGGUCAUGCAGCAGCAGGCCCCGCCCCCUCAGCCGCCAGUGCCACCUCUUAGCUCCGCCCAGCCUAAUCUGCGUGCUCAAGUGCCUCAGCUUCUCACCCCUCAGGUUCAAGCACAGCUGUUACAGUUUGCGGCAAAAAACAUUGGACUGAAUCCUGCACUUUUAACCUCACCAAUAAAUCCUCAACAAAUGACCCUGCUGUACCAACUACAACAACUGCAGGUGGCGUAUCAGCGUUUGCAGAUUCAGCAGCAAAUGAUGCAGGCUCAGCGUAAUGUCUCUGGUCCCAUCAAACAACAAGAGCAGCAAGUUGCACGUACAAUCACAAACAUGCAGCAGCAGAUCCAGCAGCACCAGCGUCAGCUGGCCCAGGCCCUGCUUAUGAAACAGCAGCAGCCUCCACCUUCCUCUCACACUGGCCUGCACCCAAAUCUUGGCAAGGCAAGCCUGGACACUUUCACGGGUCAUCCUCAGACUUCAGGCCUCUCCGUCUCAGACCUGCAGACCAAAGAGCAGUCUUCUCCAAACUCCUUCAGCCCUUAUACACUCUCUGGUUUGAACCCGAACAUGAAUGUAAACUGUAUGGAGGUCGGAAGUCUAUCUCUCAAAGACCCCCCUCAGCCUCAAUCCCGGCUCUCACAGUGGACUCAUUCAAACUCCAUAGAUUCCCUGUCAGCUAGCGCCCAGCACAUGGAGGCAAACCUCAAUAAGCAUGGUUCAAUCUCUUCAGCUCAGUCCCAUGUUCCUGUCGGAAAGAGCGCCAUGGAAGAUUCCUUCAGCCCAUACAAUAUGAUGUCAAGCUCUGAAUCCCCCACCAGCACCUUGGUGUCUCCAGAGAGCUGGACGCAAGGCAAAAGUCCCAAUGAGAAAAUGUCUAGUAACUCUAACAUCAACUGGCCUCCUGAAUUCUGCCCUGGUGUGCCAUGGAAAGGUCUGCAGAACAUUGACCCAGAGAAUGACCCCAACAUGACCCCAGGAAGUGUUCCAAGUGGCCCCACCAUUAACACUAACAUACAGGAUGUGAAUCGCUACCUGUUACGUGACAGGCCUGGAGGUAAACUCUUGGAAAUGAAGUCUACCUGGUCCCCUGGACCCAUCUCCCACACACAGGCCUCUUUAUCUCAUGAGUUAUGGAAGGUUUCCCCAGGGACACGUAACUCCAGUGCCCCCUCGCGCCCCCCUCCAGGCCUGACCAACACUAAGCCCUCCUCUACCUGGGGAGGAAACUCUCUUGGCCUCAGCCAGGGCUGGACCAGCUCUUACUCCUCAGAAGGAGGAACCUGGAGCACUGACAGUCCCAACAGAGGAAGCAGCUGGCUGGUGCUAAGAAAUCUUACUCCUCAGAUUGACGGCUCCACCCUGCGGACUCUGUGCAUGCAGCACGGCCCUCUCAUUACCUUCCAUCUGAACCUGACGCAGGGCAAUGCUGUUGUACGUUACAGCUCCAAGGAGGAGGCUGCCAAAGCCCAAAAAUCCCUGCACAUGUGUGUGCUGGGUAACACUACCAUUCUGGCAGAGUUUGCCGGUGAGGACGAUGUGAACCGCUUCUUUGCACAGGGCCAGUCCCUUACCCCCACUACCAGCUGGCAGGCCAGUCCAGCACCAGGCUCCAAUCAACCCCGGCUGGGCAACCCUGCUGCCAGCCACCCCACUGGCCUCUGGAGCGGGGGUGGAGGAGGUGCCAAGGCAGUCUGCAGUACCGGCAACAGUAGCAGCGGAAACGGGGGCGACCUGCUUUGGGGAGGUGUGCCACAGUACUCCAGUUUGUGGGCUCCCCCAAAUGGAGAUGACACCAGGGUAAUCGGCAGCCCCAUCCCAAUUAACACUCUGCUCCCGGGAGACCUGCUGAGCGGAGAGAGCAUGUAGGAUGUAUCAGACAUCAUAAACCAACAAAGUCAAAAGACCUAAAUGGAUCAAAACCCAAGCAAAUCAAUGUGGCGAUAAUCACUUUUUGUGGAGCUGUAAUGGAGGUUUAGGGUGAAACAAAGCUGCAAACCUCCCACUGCUGUUUAUUUGUCCUCUGGUUUUUACAUCAGACUCUUUGUUGUAUUCGUGGAUCUUGUUUUUAGUGUUCAAAGACCUUGAGAAGCAAGAAUCAGUAGAAUCAGAAGCCUUUUAACGCUUUUUUUUUUAUUUCCAAAGGUUGUUUUUUUUGUUUUUCUCAGAAGUGUUGUACAGGAGAAGCCAUCAACGAGGCAGCCAUCUGAAAGCGACCCAGGCACAGUGAGACCUCAUGACACCUUUCCCUAUAACGACACUGUUCUGAUGUUUGGAAAGAUCCUGGUACUUUUUUGGUUUUAAACUUUGCAUAGUUUCUUCAGAACUUAUAUUAGCCGUAAGUGCUCUCUCUCCAGGUCCUCCUUAAAACUUUUAUUUUAUAAAACCAACAAAAAAAAAACUUUGUAUCUUGCACAGUUCUGUUUCUGAGCCAGCGAAUAGGCCAGAGCAAAUGAGAAGAACACUCCUAGCAGUGGCCUGUCAGCAUGACUAAUCACCAAUGAUCUUUUUUUCUUUGAUUCUUUUAGUUUUACAAAAGGGAGCUGCACUGCUCUAUAAUUUCUAUUUACUCACACCAGUUUUUUUUUUUUUUACAAAAAUACGUGUAUGGUUAAAAAAAAAUAAGCUGAAUGUUAAGCUUUGAUGUAGAUGAAUGAAUGUCAGUGCGUCUGCUGGAACUUGACCAAGCAUCUAAAAAGUACAUAACCACUGUUAAAAACACUCUCAGUGGAGGCUUUUUAAUUACACCUAAUGGACUUCAGUGCUGAAUCAAUCAGAAGUUAUUCAGUUACUAUGUGAUGUAUUUUGGUUGGCCAUUUUUAUUGAGAUACAACCGAGACAAGAAACUCAUUCUGAUGCAUUGUGCAAUACAAACCAGAGUCCCUUUCUUCCGUCCACACUGAAGCUUACUGAAUCUUAAGACUCCUUUUUUUUUCUCUCUGAAGAUUUUUGAAGAAUUUAACCUUUUGAACUCAUUUUCCCACCUUGCCUCUGUCUGCUUGGCUUGCUGGUUGUUCGGUAUUUGCGUGGAAAGGAGGAACUGUUAAUUGUGUUUGACGUCACUCCAUGCAGUUUUGAACUCAGCAUGUGUGGGAUCACACAGUCUCCCAGCCACUUCUUCACCAAACAGAAACGGAAUCCAGGAGUGCAGACACAUGGCACGGGAGUCAGGCACAAUACCAAAUACAAUGGGUUUCUCUUAAUGCAGUACAGAAUAAGAGACCUUUGCAUUUGGAACAUAAACAUUUUCUAUGUCUCUUCUUAAAGGGGUAUUAUCAUAGCACUUAUAAGAGUUAUGCUCCUUCUGUGAAGCCAAUAAAUCAGAUAAUGGAGUGUAUAGUAAAAAAAAAAAAAAAAAAAAAAAAAAAAAAACAACGAAAAAAAGAAAAACAAAGACAACAAAAACUUCUUAUGGCAACUUUUUAUUAUUUUUUUUUCUUUGUGUUUAUACCUUACUGGUAUUCAAAAAAACAAUUGUUUGUUGUCCAUCUCUGGUCCAGAAACUUGAGUGCAGACAAAAGAAAAUCUGAAUGAAGGGAAGAACAAACUCUACAAUCAUACAAAACUUGCAAUGUAUGUUUUUUGUGUCCCCCCUUUCUAUCGAAGUGAAUGUCAAUGUUACUCAAAUGAAAUAGUCAAAUGUCUUAAUCUGUCUGGAAGAGGCACCUCGAUUCGACUUGGAUUUGAAAAAGGAGGAUGUGUUAGUGCCUCAGUGUGGAAACUGAUAGGAGGACAUUUGAUUUCCCAUCGCAACUUCUCCGUGCACCUAGUACAAUGGAAUGCAAGAAAGGACAGUAAUGACGUCAUAAUAUGGACGUUGGCGUCAUCGUUUAUCACUUGCAUCCUUGUCGUAAUAACUUAGGUACGGAUCUUUGAAUGUUCCCCUUUUCCUUCUCUGGAUAACAUCACACCUCUCAUGCGUUCCUACCUACUUAUGGUCUUGCAUAAUCUUUUUCGCUGGAGUUUGAGAAGGAAAGGAAUUGCCAGUGUUGUGAAACAUUCUGUCGGUCUUCGUGCAGUGGUCUUUAACUGCCUGCAGUGCUCAUAUGCAGAUACACUUUAAAAGAGGUGCCUCUGUAUACCUGUCCUGUGUAACGAAUGCAAAUGAAGAUCGAUGGUGUGGGCCAUAUUUGUUUUGUUUUUGUUGUUAACAGUGUUCUUAGGUCAUUUAGAUUAGGGCCUCUUUCUUUUGAUGUGUAUGCAUGUGACCUCACCCUGGGUUUCCCACCUCUAACUCAGCUGCUAACAUCCUCUUUCUCUUGUGUGGCCUCGGUGAAGCCAACCCUGUUAUCGAGACAAGCCACCCAUACUUGAAAAGCCCUGUCCGAGCAGUCUUUCUAUGGACAGACUCUUUCUGCCACUGGCUCUUUAACUACAGCACACAGCAUGCUGUCACUAUGCAAAGUUAGAGAAGAUGGGCACGUAAUGUCCGCCCUGUGCCAAUCUGUGGCUUUGAAAGAAAUAUCUCACAGUCCUCCCGUAAUACUUUCUAACAUGCUCGAGGCCAUCGCCAACCUUGUAAACUUAGAAUGUUGUGUGACGCUAAGCCAAUUUCGUCGUUUCGGAGGUCUGUGUGUUAAUUCUGCUGAAUUUGAUAAAUCUCAUUUCAAUACAAUCUCAGGGCACGACAAGAUGAACAAAAGUUAUGUUUAUUGAAAGUUGAUCGUUUUGAAGAUUUAUCAUUUGUAAGCGCCUUUACACAUUUAGCGAUGUGUAGGAAGCUUACAAAGUGUACAUUUUAAAAUAACGCAAGAGGAUAUUUAUCAGUGGGGCAAUAAAUUUAGGAGGGUGGCUAGUUUGGGUCAUCAGUUGAUUUCUACAGUAAAUGGGACCUGCGUAUCUUACCUCUGCUGCUGGUUGUGUUGAAUUCCCCUUACGGUCUCAUGUGCCAAUAUAUAUAUAUAUAUAUAUAUAUAUAUAUAUAUAUAUAUAUAUAUAUAUAUAUAUAUAUAUAUAUGUACAGUACACUGUGGCAUCUCUGACUUCACAUCUUAAAUUCCAAUGUGUGUCGUUUUGUUGUAGAGCACUUCUGUUCGGAGGCACUUUGAUGAUUCUCGUGUGUUCGAGGUGGGAUUGGGUUCGAAAGGGUUGAGGAUAUUUGUCAGACGUAUUUGUCACCUCAUGCUGAUUCUUUGUGAUAAUCUCGUUGCUGUCAUUGAAAGAAUCCUUUAUAACAAGCGAGAACUUUAACAGCAUUGGGGAUUGCGGUGUGCUAUCGGCAUACAGACAACGAGCAAACCCUGGUACGUUUUUUGAAUACCAAAAAUGUAAUAGCAUUUUAAUAUCUUUUUUAUAAAAGUUUGACAAAAACACAAUGAAGGAAAAAGAUCUAUAACGUUUUAAAAAUGCACUUCUUGCUGAUAUUAUCUCCCGCUUGCUGGUCACGUUCUGAAGGUUGACAGCAAGCUGGAGUGCCUUUUUGUGUAUGCUGUAUUAACUGUUUGUAAAAAAUGGGGCCCUGAGCUGUACAUUUCCAUCUCUUUUUCAGUUCGUUUUGGGCCUUUAUGCUGUAUAAACAUUCUUUUUUUUUCAUUCGGGGAAAAGACAUUUCAGCAGAUGUGUCUUAAGAUACUAAAGUUGUUGAUUGAUUGAUUGAUUGAUUGAUUUUUUUUACUUCCUGUUUCUGGGUGGGGGUUGGGGGGGAUCACUGUUGCCUGUGUGUGUAACUGCCUUGUUCCAAACUCAGUCGCUGCUGACUGACAGUGAACCACAAUGUGGCUGUAAUUCCAAACAGUCAAACAUCACAGGAAGUCUCUGGUGACACCAGCAUAGGUAGACUACAGCUAAACAUUACCCUGUAUAUUAUCAUGCUCGUUGUGUAGAAAAAAAAAUACUAUCAGAUUUCUGAAUCCUUCCCUUUUGAAACUACUGGGCAAGAUACAAUUUGAAUUAAGCAAUAGACCUUGAUCCUUACAGUGUGUCAUCUGAGAAAACUUUCCUAAAAGAAAAUCAGUGAUAGCGAGUGAUCAAUGAUAGAUAUGAACCAAACAGUCUUACUGGAGGAGCAUGUUUGAAAUGACAUGACACAGGACAUACAUGCAGUAUUUGUGUAUACCUUCAAUCAUUAUGUUGUAAUCCUUAAUUAUGAACCAUGUUUUUGUCUCUAGGCAAAGAAUGAAAAAUCAUAAACAUAUCAAAAGAAAUAUCUUCACCGAUACUUGAAUUAAAGUGCGCCAAUUGUAAAAUGUGAAUUUAUUUGUUCUUACAUUUUUGUUUGGGUCUGACACUUUCAAGGUAUUUGAUAACACACUCGUAAGGUUUCUUCACAAAUAAGAAAAAAAAAAAAUUGAGAAAAAAAAUCGUUUGAAUGUGUUUGAGUGGUUUUGUAUGUGCGCUCUCUAAUCACUGCUUCUCGUCACGGGGCGACUGUCUGCAACUAUGAUCCAUUUAGUAUGUUGUACUGUCUCUUAUUUGUGUGUGCGUUUUAAAAAUUGUUCCAACAUGGUUACUAUCUAGCGUUGCACUGAGUGUCUUUUUUUUUCCCUUGCUCGGCUAUACUAAAAAACUGAAAACUGCAGGGGGAGAUGAUGACAAUUCACGUGUUAAUGUUUACUCAAGGACUUUAUGGACUUAUUUUCAUCUUAAAAUGUUUAAAACCUGUAAUAUUGUAUCCUCAUAGUGGCUUUUAUUGUGGAUUAAUUCCCACAAGAGUUAUCAUUUUGAAGAGUGUUGCGUCAUUUCAAUUGCAUUAUAAAAAAAAAAAAUAAAAAAAAUACUAAAACUAAAAUUAAAAAUACAAAAAAAAAAAAAAAAAGAUACUGAACUUUGGCCAUAGUGAGGAAGUUGGUAGAGAAGCAGUUACAUUCAUGGAUUGAACAGUAAAGAUAACCAGAUGCUAGUUAGUGACAUUCUGACUCAUUUUAAAAGGUGCCUCUCUUCCAUUCUGUGAUUUUUCUUUUCAAAUCUACAUAGCAUUUACAAAUGGUUGAAUUGUCUGAAUUUGCAAAAAGAAAACAAAAUAUUACAAGAAUGCAAGAAAAAAAAACUUCAGUCAAAUAAAUGUUUAAAAUUAAAAAAAAAAACCUUUUCAAAUGAAGACGUAUGCUACUUGCUGAACUCUGGGAUUGUUUCAGUGUUGCAUUGUAUUUUGCUUAUGAAUUACAUAAUUGUUCUUAUUGGUGGAACUGAUGCCGACAUGUCGGUUUUCAUUUCUGUAAAAGUAACGUGAUUCUGUCACCGUCUUGCACGCUGACAGCGGACUUGGGUAUUUUCUCAGGAAGAUUAGGGGUCCAGAGUUCCAGUUCCACUGUUAUUGUGUUGAUUAUCAUGAGAAUUGAACAAAUCAGUCAAUGAAAGAAGAAAAAAAAGAUAGAUGUUGAUAGAAAUCCAGCUGUACGCACUGAAAGUUAUGGAUUUGAAAAUGUCUUUGAAUUUUAAUCCGUAGCAGAUACACAUUUACCAAAUAUUAGAUUUGUAGUGAACCUAUGCGUUUUAUUUCUUGGAGUACUUUCCAUUUGAAAUAUGUUUGUUUGUAUCUGUCGCAUUAUGUACAAAUCGUUUUGUUCAUUGGUUAGGUUGUGGAAGGACCUAGCACUAUUUGAUUUUACCUUGCCUGAUGUUUCUUAACGAGGUCCAGUAAAAGAUCCGUCCUUCAGUAGAGGCCUGUAUGCGAAGGCCUGAGAAUUGUAGAUUAACACAGAACUUGAACUCUUACCAGAAUUUCUUACUAGCGUUUGAGUGCGGGAUGAAAAUGCUCCGAGUUAAUUCUUCAUCUAGGUUUAACAUUAGAUGCAGAAAUAAGGAUUAAGAAUCUAUGCACAAGUUUGAGGGGACGGUAUGUCCGGACACGCUGUCCUUACAAGGAUACGAGGAUCUUUUUGAGGGGGCGGGGUUAGGGAUUCCAGUUUCUUUGUACGAGUUUUCAUUUUAAUCAGCAGAUACUAAAGUGUCGUCACCAUGCUCCGUGUCUCUCAACCGAGGAGCAUCAUCAACCAAGCACUGUGGGUUUAUGCAAAUCUCUGACAUUCUGGUGUUUUAAAUGGAAUGAUGCAUUGUGAAAAGGGAACCUAGCUGGUUCUCUUUAUGGUUCAGAUGUUAAGAACACGACCGUACUGAGAUUUAACAAUGUUGCUGGCUUUUAAAUGUUUUUUAUUCCUUACCCUUAAAUGGAUGACUGACACAACAAUUCAGAUCUUGUCAUCAUUUACCCUCAGGCUGAUCCAAAGCUGUACGAGUUUCUUUCUUCUGGUGAAGAUAUUUUGAACCAGACAGUUGCUGGUAGCCAUUAACUUCCGUAGUUUCCCUCACUAGAGAUACCAACUGGUUCUUCAAAAUAUCUUCUCUGUUCAACAGAAGAGAGAAAUUAUACAAGGUUGGAACAACAUGAAGGUACGUAAAUGAUCAAAUAUUGUUUUGUGUGAAAUAUCCUUUUAAUAGAAUGUGAUCGUUGAAGACUUGCACCGAAAGUCUUUCCAUGUGGUAUGGAGAUUAUUUCAGCCUAUAUUAAUAAACAGCAUUUUUCCUCUUGAA